AUGAGGAGAGUGCGUUUCUCUUUCGGCCCCCAAGGAGCGGGAGAACCGGCUGCUGGGGCUUACUCGGCAGCCGACGAGGUUCAGCAGCUCAGGGCUGGACCGGCCGGGACUGGGGCGGAGUGCGACCCCGAGGGUUGCUGGGCAGCGUCGAGACCCGGGGAGCACGGAACGGAGAAAUUGCGAAAACUUUCCGCAAGGGGACGCCAUUUCCAAGUGUCGCAGGCUCCCGACAACAGCGCUCCCUCCUUGGCAGUCACCGUCAGUGAACCACGCCGUGACCUUGGAGAUGAACGCUUGGAUUCCUGGAGCAAGUUUGCUAAGGACUCUAGGAGUUCCCCUCCACCAUAUCUCAGUUUAAUAAAUAAUUUUUUCAAGCCAGAGAAACUAAGAAACUCAGAGACGAGGUUUAAAGAAAAGACAGUGGUGGAAAUGAUGAAGCUGAACAACCAAAUAAAACAAACUCAAAUCCAGCAAGAAUUACUAAUGGAGGAGACCAGGCAGCUGUACGCUGAAAAGUUACUUGUCCAGACUGAAAACAAAUUCUUUCUGGAAUACCUAACCAAGAAAACUGAGGAGUAUGGAGGGCAGCCUGAAAAGCUGUGCAACAACUACUUACAAAAAACUGAGGAGAUUGAACGAAGGAGGCAAGAAUCAGCCUCCAAAUAUGCGAAACAAACUUCAGUGUUUAAAAGGGAGCUCUUGCAGAAGGAAAAGAUCCAGUUCAAUUUAAAGCAGCAGUUGCAGGCACUGAGGAAUGUUUCACUAUUAAAGGAGAAACAGGAGAGAGAAAUACAGAUAUUACAGGAGGAGAAGAAGAAAACCCAAGCUGAGACAGAUGCAAAGAAACAGGAAGUCCAGGUCCAGUUACUCCAGGAAAAAGCAUUCCUGGAGAAACAACUGAGUGAGCCAGACAUGAGGCAGUUGGGAAAGAGAAAAAGAAAGGAGCUUGACAGGAAGGCCCAGGCCUUGGAGCAGGAAGCAAAGCAGUAUACUUUUGAGUUCUACUGCAGCAUCAGGAGAGAGAAUCGGGAGUUAGGGAAGAAAUUACUGCAGCAAACUCAGCAAUGCCAGGAGUUGCAGGCUAUUAAAAGCCAGUUAAAAAGUCAGAAGCAGCAGCUGCAGCAGGAACAGUGGUAUGUGCAGUGCUUAAUCCGGGGGAGGCAACGAUUGCAAAGAAGGCAUAAUUGGUGCCCCAGACAGGAUGCUCCAAAGGCCACAAUAACACCUCCCCUGAGUACUAAACCAAGGAUUAAUCCAAAGCAAUUCCUAAAAUAA
Messenger RNA from Neomonachus schauinslandi (Hawaiian monk seal), 1275 nucleotides. RefSeq names its product coiled-coil domain containing 121 (gene CCDC121). The transcript is spliced from 2 exons. The record is from RefSeq and is a predicted model, not a curated record. Lineage: Eukaryota; Metazoa; Chordata; Mammalia; Carnivora; Phocidae. The coding region runs from base 1 to 1275 and encodes 424 amino acids.